GUUCCUCGCUGCCGCGGUGCACGGGCUGCCCCACGCCCGCGCGCGCACGCGAGAGGCGCCGCAACAUGGGGUUCCCGGCCAUGUGAGUGCACCCUCCCUCCCUACGCGCGCCGCCCCCGCCCCGCCCACUCCCUCGCAGCAACCACCGCCCCCAUCGCAGAGAGCCGGACGACAUCGGAGACAGCGGCCUAUUGUGGCUCUUCCUCUCCUAUGGGUACGUGCUCUACUUCGCCUCGAACCUGAUUAGUGAGGGUUCGGACCUAUUGCUGCUGGUGCCGAGCAUCGCGGGCAUUGUUGGGAGCUGCGUUUUACCAGUCCUAGGCGCCGUGCCCGACGGCGCGAUCAUGCUCUUUUCCGGAUUGGGUGAUGUCGAGGAGGCGCAGGAGAACCUGGCUGUUGGUGUGGGAGCCUUGGCUGGUAGUACGAUUAUGCUCCUCACGGUCCCGUGGGCCCUCUCAUUAUGGGCGGGUCGCGUGGAUUUAGAUGCGGAGGGCAAGGCGAAUUAUGCCCGGAAGCCCAAGUUAGGGGCCAACCGGGGCCCCACCGAAUGUGGAGUUUCUCCGGGCCCGCAGGUCAAGUCUGGAGCCAACAUCAUGGUCAUGACCCUCGUGUCGUAUGUUAUUAUUCAAGGCCCGGCCUUCUUCAUGGCCGGCGAUUCGAGGGCCGAAGUGGCCGAAAAUGAAAAGUCCUGGGCUCUGCUGGGUUUAGUUACGACGCUAGGGGGGUUCGUCUCCUACUUGUACUAUCAAGUCUCAUCUUCCCAUGCGCAAGAUGUGCAGAAGAAGAAGCAGGAGGCGGUCAUGAAGACCAUGCUGGCGUCUGGUCAAGUGUCGCUGGCCGGAGCCAUGGCUGGAUUAGUUUAUGCCACCCAGGACCCUCUCGCGGGAGGGAAUGAAGGAGGCUACGGUACGACCUCUGGCCUAGAUCAUGUGGUCAAGGCCAAGAUCAGCGAGGUCGUGCGACCCUUCUUCAAGAAGUUCGACCAGAGCGGCGACGGCCACCUCGACAAGGGUGAAAUUAAGGCAGUGUUCCACGAUUUGGGCGAGGACCCGCCGCCUGCGGCGUUGGACGCUAUUUUCGAUGAAUUAGAUCAUGACAAGAACGGCACGAUCGACUUCGAUGAAUUUGUCACUGGUAUCUGGUCGCACGUCCACCGACGGUCGCACGAGAGCGAGGGUUCGAGAGCCGUCGGCGAGGCCAUCAAGCGCUCUGGAAGCAGUGCGGACGACGACGAGGGUGAGGAGGAUGAAGAAGUCCCGGAGGACAUCCAAGAUCUCAGCCCGGCGGACCAACAGAAGGUGAUCAAGUCGAGAGCGGCCCAGAAGCUCUUCCUGGGCACGGCGUUGGUGGUGGUCUUCAGCGACCCCAUGGUCGACGUCAUGUCCGAGAUCGGCGUGCGCACGGGCGUGCCGGCCUUCUACGUGUCCUUCUUACUCGCUCCGUUGGCCUCGAACGCCUCAGAACUAUUAGCAUCGAUGUACUACGCGGGCAAGAAGACCCAGACCUCCAUCACCAUCUCCUUCGCAGCGUUAGAAGGCGCGGCCUGCAUGAACAACACGUUCUGCCUCGCGAUCUUCAUGGGCCUCGUUUACUUCAAAGGAAUUGCCUGGCAGUACACGGCCGAGACGCUGUCCAUCGUCUUCGUCCAGCUCGCCGUGGCCGUCUUCGCGCGCAAAGGCACGCUGACGCCCGUCGACGGCGCGCUCAUCCUCGCGAUCUACCCGGCCUCCGUCGUCCUCGUCGCCGGGCUGGAGGCGAUGGGCUUCGACUAGGUCGCUCCUUUCUCAGAGUAAAUUCGGUCCUAGAGUC
Messenger RNA from Pelagomonas calceolata, 1809 nucleotides. NCBI's taxonomy places the organism in Eukaryota, Pelagophyceae, Pelagomonadales, Pelagomonadaceae. The record is from the annotation of a GenBank genome assembly.